AAUUUAUAAGAGCUUGCUGUCCCCAACAAUAUGUCGUUGUUAAUAGUCCACCUAUAUAACAUCUUUCCUCCUCCUCUUUCUUCAUUCACAGCCUCAACUAAAUUAACUACUCAUUUUGCAUAACAUAUAUAUAAUAAGCUUCCCAUAUUGUUCUUUUACUCUAACCUCCGCCCUGUGCUCCACAAUCAUGGGAGGCUGUGCGAGCAAACCCAAAGCUUUGUUGGAUGACCUUCCAGAGCCGAUCCCUAGAGAGGCACCGGACAGCCCCAAGAAGGCCACUGUUCCGGAAGAGAACAACUACCGAGGUGAGGUUACGAAGGAAGAGCCUUUGGUAGAUCAUUCUGAACCAGCUCAGGAGGCCCCCAACAGUGAAGGCACACCCUCUCAGGAGGCUCCCAACAGUGAAGGCACAUCCUCUGAAUCCAAGACUGUCGAAGCAGAAGCUGUUUCUAGGGAGAGCAUACCCUCCGAAUCAAGUGAGGUGACUGCCAAGCCAACAAACGACAAAGUUGAGGCUGCUAAAGCAACUGAGCCAGCAGAGGAGAAAAAAGUAGAAGAUGUUGCAGAAAAGCCAAAGGUUGAUGUUGUUGCUCUGAGCUCAGAAGACAAAAGUGAUGCACCACUUGUUACAGUGUGAUGACCGUUAGAUUUACUGUAUAAGACAGAAAACAGAAAAGCUCGAAGCAUGAAUGGACAAUAAUAGAAUUUGAUUUUUUUAUUGGGGCA
Molecule: messenger RNA, 726 nt
Organism: Cornus florida
Lineage: Eukaryota; Viridiplantae; Streptophyta; Magnoliopsida; Cornales; Cornaceae
Exons: 2
Coding region: 188-637 (149 amino acids)
Source: RefSeq, a predicted model, not a curated record